This is a messenger RNA of Parnassius apollo (apollo), 1020 nucleotides long. The record is from the annotation of a GenBank genome assembly. NCBI's taxonomy places the organism in Eukaryota, Metazoa, Arthropoda, Insecta, Lepidoptera, Papilionidae.
AUGACCCAUGACGUAACUGGUAUCAUUCAGCGACGACAAGAAGUCCUCGUUGAAUCUUUGAAAGACUGCAGCCCUGUGAUGUUAUUUGAGAAGAUAUUUGAUGAUAAUGUUAUGAGUUUGAUUGUGGAAAAUAGCAUGAAGUAUGCUGGGCAACAUAACAGACACAGUUUUGAAACUGAUAAGCCCGAAUUGAGAACUUUUCUGGCCAUUUUAUGUUUUACUGGAUAUCAUGAACUGCCUUCCGAACGUGCCUAUUGGAGUUUGAAUGAAGAUCUCAGCGUUCCAUUGAUCGCCAAUUGCACGUCACGCAAUAGGUUUUCGGACAUCAAACGAAACUUAAAUUUCGUCGACAAUUCCCUAGCGGAAGGUUCAAAUGAUAAAAUGUUCAAAAUGAGACCGCUGUGCGAUCUUAUACAAAAAAACUCUUGCCAGUGGGGAGUAUUUCACGAAAACUUAUCUAUAGAUGAAUCUAUGAUAAAAUACUUUGGUCGUCAUCCCGCCAAGCAAUAUAUAAUGGGAAAAGCUGUACGAUUUGGCUACCGGAGUUGGGCUGCAACAAGUUCAGAUGGCUACUGCUACACUUUCGACAUAUAUUGCGGAAAAUCUACAGAAGUGUCGAUAGACCCACUGGGCUCGAGAGUGGUAAAAUCCCUAUUAGCAAAGAUGCCGAUAGUCCCAAAAGAACAUGUCGUAUACUUUGAUAAUUUUUUUACCAAUUAUCAGUUACUCCACGACUUGCGACUCUUAGGGUACAGAGCCACAGGAACAAUACGAGAAAAUAGAACAAAAAUUUGUCCUGUGACUGAUGUAAAAACAAUGAGAAAGAAACCAAGAGUGGAUUACGACUAUCGUUUCGAUACCAAAAAUGAAAUAAUAAUCGUGCGGUGGAAAGACAAAAACGUGGUCACGAUGGGAUCAAAUUUUGAUGCUGUAAAAGGUGGUGUAGUAUACAAAAACAAAAAGUGGAUGUAUAUAUACCAAGAUUGUUUGUCAAUUAUAACAGAGGCAUGGGUGGAGUAG